UCGUUCCCUUCUCCCCGAACUCCCCUCUCUCUCUCUCCCUCUCUCCCUCUAUGAAACCCUAGCAUUCGUUCUUCCCAUUUUUACCAAGAAGUUCUGAACCCGAUUGAAAGAGAAAGCCAGAAAAGACCCCUUCUUGAUCCAGUUUUCUCUCCUCUAAACCUUUUUUUGAUCUGAUCUGGGGCUCAAAGAAUCCCAAGAUGGCAACACCGGUAAAGAACACACACGCCUCUCGUUUUCAAACCUCGGAAAUCUGCAGGGUUUCCGAGAAUUCUGAUCCCAACCUCCCCAUUUCCCCCCCUUCCCAGAAGCCGAUCAAGUCUCCGGCGAUCAAGUCAGCACGGUCGAAGAAAUCGGCCCCUAAAACCCCUAGUCGUGUCGUACCGCCUCCUCCGUCAGCCCAAGAGAGGAAAUUUAUCGUCGUCAAGAAGAACUCCAGGAGAGGGGGGAAAGGGUUUGAUUUCAAGAAAUGCCGGCAAGAGGCCUAUGAGGCCCUUCGGGCAUCCCAAGAAGAGUUUUUUCAUAAGGAUCAUGCGACUGGUGCCACUGGAGUUGCAGACGCAUCACCUAGCGAAGGCCAAGGGAUGAAAGAUGGAGUAGGGAAUGAUGGAGUGGAGAAAGAUCAGAAGGUCAGGAGCCCGAAGAAUAUGAAUCAAUCGAGAGGAACUUGGUCUCCAGAGGUGGAGGAUCUGGAUGUCCAAGUUCUGGAGGGCAGUGCGAAGGUGAGGAAGAUGAGGAGUCUCGUGAUGGAGGAAGCGAUGAGCAGUAUCCCUGAGACAGGCUCGGGGCGGGUGAAGCAUUUGGUGAUGGCAUUUGAGAGCCUCCUUUCCAUUUCAAAGGAGGGAGAGGCUGUGAAGAAUGAAGAUAGAAAGCCAAGAGCAAUGAAUUGGGCCUUGCCAGGCUUGCAGCAGGCUACAAAGACUGCAGAGACCCAGGUUUCAUCUGCAUCUAUUUUCUCCUCAGCAGAGUUCUUCCCUUCGCGGGACUUUGAAAGGGAUUCGAGGUUGUACUCUUCAAUGGACAGUAACAGUGACAGAUUGAGCUGGGGGAGUAGGACAUCUGGUGGCAGCCGAAGUAGGCGUAAUAGCUCUGAGUUUCCAGGAAGGAGCUGGAAUAAAAAGCUAAGGGUAACAAGCCAACAGCCAUUCAAGUUGAGAACUGAGCAAAGAGGAAGGUUUAAAGAAGAACAAUUCCUUAAGAAAGUCAAAGAGAUGCUUGUAGAGGAGGAGAAGAAACGUAUACCAAUAGCACAAGGCCUCCCAUGGACCACUGAUGAAGCAGAGUGCUUGGUGAAGCCCCUUGUAAAGGAAAGCACUGAGCCAAUCGAUAUUGUUCUUCACAGUGAUGUGCGUGCUGUAGAACGGGCUGAAUUUGAUCAUUUUAUUGCAGAACGGAUGACUUUUGCGGAGCAACUAAGGUUGGAAAGAGAGAGGCAACAAAAGUUGGAAGAAGAAGAGGAAAUACGGAGGCUCAGAAAAGAGCUUGUGCCCAAAGCUCAACCGAUGCCAUACUUUGAUCGGCCUUUCAUUCCAAAAAAGUCAGCAAGACCUCCGACAAUCCCUAAGGAGCCAAGAUUUCAUAUUCGCCCGGUAAACUCAUCAUGUAUCUCGAUGCUGGGUAGAUGACGGAUGAUGUUGCCACCUGACAACAGUUUCCCUAAACCAUCAAACAACUUAUGAAAGGUCAUCAACAAAUUUAGGAUGAUGAAAGGCUAUGCUUCAAGACUCAUGGAAGAUCCGCUGCAAUAUCUCGGAUGCUUGUAUUCAGAGGUUGCAUUUUGCUUUCUCAAUGCACUCUCUGUUUCUUUUUUCAAAUCAUUUGUUCCCAUCCCUGGAAGAGGUCAUCAGGGGAUUGGUCAUGCUUUGGACUAACUUCUGAUGGGAAGAUAUUAUUCAUAUGUGUUUAUAAUCAGAAGAGCCUUGACAUUUGUUGCACCAAGAAAGUUUCAGCAUUAAUUGUUAAUUUGUAGAGCUAGUCAAAUGAAUAUUGCAAAUGAUAACCAAUCAAAUGUAUGAAAAUCCUAGU
Messenger RNA from Elaeis guineensis (African oil palm), 2022 nucleotides. RefSeq names its product microtubule-destabilizing protein 60. Gene Ontology annotation, molecular function: microtubule binding; protein kinase activator activity. Gene Ontology annotation, cellular component: nuclear microtubule; spindle. The record is from RefSeq and is a predicted model, not a curated record. Gene Ontology annotation, biological process: regulation of mitotic spindle organization; mitotic spindle assembly; activation of protein kinase activity. Lineage: Eukaryota; Viridiplantae; Streptophyta; Magnoliopsida; Arecales; Arecaceae.